GAACAGACCAUAAAGAAAGCAUCGUUUUGAAUAAAUAAGGAAAUAGCCAAGUUCGGCGCUAGCCUUACCGCUCGACGUCGCGUCCGACGUCGCGUUCGGCGUCUUUGUAAAAACAAAGGGAACGGCAGGACCAACCCAUGAGUCUCGCAUGAUUCAGGAUUGGUUCAUGCUCGCCAAGAGUUUCCCUAUAUAAUAAUAUAAGGGACAGUCCUGAUGGGCCUAAACAGUCUUUGAUAUUACAUCAAAUCAAGCAAGCGAGAAGUUGGGCAAUCAAUAAAUAAUACUUAUUUCUUAAUCCCUGUGUUAAUGUCACAUAUUAUGAGUAGUAAACAAAACAUGAAAAUUGACACACGUAAUACUUCAAUACAAAAUUUUUACGCCGGACAGUCAGUCUUUAUUACAGGGGGCACCGGAUUUCUCGGAAAGGUUUUAAUUGAAAAACUGCUACGGAGCUGCUCCGACAUUAAAGCGAUAUAUUUACUGAUGCGUUCGAAGAAAGAUAAAAGUCCCGAAAGUCGACUGGACGAAAUGUUUAACAGUAUACUUUAUGAUCGAGUAAGAGUGGAAGAACCCAAUUUCCGUAAAAAAAUCGUACCAAUUAUGGGCGAUCUUGAAAUCGAAGACUUAGGACUAUCGAAAAAUGACAAGGAUAUAUUGAUACAUAAUAAGAUAUCAAUAAUUUUUCAUGUGGCAGCGAUUGUACGCUUCCAAGAAAAAUUCAAAGUUCCUACAAUAAUAAAUGUAAAUUCUACCGAUAUCAUUUUGAAUAUUGCUAAACGUAUGCCAAAUUUAAAG
This is a messenger RNA of Wasmannia auropunctata (little fire ant), 795 nucleotides long. Its product is annotated as putative fatty acyl-CoA reductase CG5065. The annotation marks the transcript as partial. The transcript has 5 exons. Gene Ontology annotation, cellular component: peroxisome. Lineage: Eukaryota; Metazoa; Arthropoda; Insecta; Hymenoptera; Formicidae. Gene Ontology annotation, biological process: long-chain fatty-acyl-CoA metabolic process. The record is from RefSeq and is a predicted model, not a curated record. Gene Ontology annotation, molecular function: alcohol-forming very long-chain fatty acyl-CoA reductase (NADP+) activity.